Colossoma macropomum (tambaqui) is the source of this 2976-nucleotide messenger RNA. It is a transcript of the gene abtb1, whose product is annotated as ankyrin repeat and BTB (POZ) domain containing 1. Lineage: Eukaryota; Metazoa; Chordata; Actinopteri; Characiformes; Serrasalmidae. Bases 210 to 1640 code for a protein of 476 amino acids. The record is from RefSeq and is a predicted model, not a curated record. Gene Ontology annotation, molecular function: protein binding. The transcript has 12 exons. Gene Ontology annotation, cellular component: cytoplasm; ubiquitin ligase complex.
UGGGAAACUCUGUGGUUGCUGAGCGCUCUUGUUUACGUCUGGGUGAAAUUUCAGAAGAAAACAGAGGACCGUGACAGUGCGAGCCAGGGCCUCAAAACCAGAGGUUUACACUCCGUUUUACAGUAACUCCUGCAACCUAGCGCCUUCGCUUCCACCCUGUCGUUCAGGCAGGCCGUUUCAAUGCAUUUCAGAGCAGCUUUAUCGCCGCUAUGGACGCAAACGAUCUGUUUUCGAGCUGCAGGAAGGGCGACGUUGCGAGAGUGAGAUACCUGGUUGAACAGAGAGAUGUGGAACUGAACGUGAGAGAUAAGUGGGACAGUACACCUCUGUACUAUGCGUGCCUCUGUGGACAUGAGGAGUUGGUGCAGUACCUACUGGCCAAUGGCGCCAAGUGUGAGGCGAACACGUUUGAUGGCGAGCGCUGUCUGUACGGUGCUCUAAGUGACUCCAUCCGGCGCCUGCUGAAGGAGUACAAACGCAUCACAGCUAAAGCAAUGCAGAGGGACUACUACGAGCACUUCCUGCAGACACUGUUGGAGCAGGGCUCAUACAGUGACGUGACGUUCAUGGUGCAUGGUGAGAUGUUCCGGACGCACCGCUGUGUCCUCAGUGCUCGCUCUGAGUACUUCGCCCACAUGCUGGAGACCAAGUGGAGAGGCAAGACCAUGAUCGCUCUCAAGCAUCCACUGGUAAACCCUGCUGCAUUCGCUGCCAUCCUGCAGUACUUCUACACUGGUCGGCUGGACAUAGACAUGAGCUACGUGGAGGACUGCAAGCGUUUGGCCAAGCAAUGCAAAAUCAGCGAGCUGAUCGAGGAGCUGGAGGUCAAGUCCAAGCAGGUGCAAGAGUUUGUAUCAAAUAAGCCAGGGACGUGUGUAAAGGUGUUGACGCUGGAUCCUCAUGACUGGCAGCUGCAGGACGGCAUGGCUCUGUUAGCCGAUAGCGCUCUUCCAGCUGAACUGAGGGUUGGUUAUGGACAGCUUCCUUUCGAUCUUACUGACAGCUUCCCGAGUUACCCUGACGUCUGCUUCCGGGUGGAAGGAUAUGACUUUCUGUCUCAUAAGGCUUUUUUCUGUGGCCGUAGUGAUUAUUUUAAGGCUUUAGUGGAAGAUCAUUUCAGUGAAGGAGAAACCCUGCAGUCUCUCCCAGGAGUUCCUGUCAUCACCUUACAUGAUGUUUCUCAUGAUCUUUUCACCAGGAUCCUCUACUACAUCUACAGCGAUAAUACACAGCUAUCUCAUGAUAACGUGUAUGAGGUGCUGUGUGUGGCGGAUAUGUACCUGCUGCCUGGUCUGAAGCGUCUGUGCGGCCGCACGCUGGCGGCGCUGCUGAGUGAGGAGAACGUUCUGCACAUGUGGAAAACAGCCAAACUCUUCAACCUCUCGCGUCUGGAGGACCAGUGCACUGAGUACAUGGCCAAGAUCAUUGAGAGGCUGGUGGAGAGGGCGGAGUUUGCGGAGUUGAUCAGAGAGGAUGCUGGGAGCGUAGCGGCGCGGCAGGAGACGGACUCCAUCCCCCUGGUGGAUGAAAUCCGUUACCACAUCAGCAGCAACGUUCAGACAUACAGCGCCAUAGAGGAAGCCAACCAGAAACUACACGCCCUCGAGCUACUGCUCAACUACAUCGGCCUGGACUGCUAGAGCGAGAGAGAGAGAGAGAAGAAGAAAGAAAGAGAGAGGCGCAGGAGAAGGAGGGGUUGAAAGAGAGAAAGAAAGAGAAAAGCUGAGAGAUUGGACUGAGGAGACAGAAAGAGCAAGAAAAAAAGCAGAGGAAGAGUGUUACGCGUGUAGAGAAUGAGGCUGUGCGUGUGAGUGCAUUUGUCGCUGAAGCGGAGGAUGCACAGGAUGAUAAAAUGAGAAAUGAUGGUGACGCGCUUUCAUUUUUUGCAGAAAUAAAUGGGCUAACUCAGCAGCAACCUAUUUUAGAUCGUAACAGCCGGCACACAUGCAAGCAAUAGAAUACCGUGCUGGUUUGCCUUGAGUCGAGUUUGAAGAGCCUCUAGUUUACUCCUCAUUAAUACUUUGGAAAUAUUUUUCCUAAACAAGUCAACUAUUAUGUUCUUAGUUUGAUUACAUAGUAAUAUAGCUAUGGCUGACAUAACUGCCCUUUAUUUUGAUGUGCUUAUGUUUAGCAAAAGUGCUUCCACUAGUGAGGUCAUCGAGAUACGCACUGAAAUUCAGUUUACAGGCUCAGCAGUGGGUUUUUAGGUUCAAAUUAAUAUAUAAUACAGAGUGCAGGCUUUUCUGGAAAUUUAUUUGACUACAGAGAGAUGUUUGGGUUUUUUUGUUUAUGUAUUAAAAAAAAAUAAUAAUGAUUUGAAGAGGGGUUUGGGACAUCUGUCAUGUAGUGAAUUGCAUGAGUGCAGAGAUGGAGCAUAUUAUGUCAGAGUGGUGGAGAAUUAGGGCUUUACCUAUAAAUAGAUGCUUCCACAGCAUUUUUACAUCAGAGAAUCUAAAAUGACUCAUUUAGUGCUGUUUUUGCUGACAUUGAAGGCAGUGAGCAUUCUAUAGUGCUUGGUUACCUGGAUAAGGUCUAUAAAACCUCAAAUGUGUUGGAUUUUGGGCGUAUUGGAAAUAUUUGUUUUAGAUCUCUCAUGUAUUAACCGGUGCAACAUUGUAUAACACAGUCUUACGUGUGUGAUGUUAAUCUGGCUGUGGUGCUGUUAUUUUGUUUUAGCUUAGUUGAUUUUAUUUUAUUUUACAGUGCUUUGUUGUCAUUCUGUGGUGGCCUUUGAGGCCAGACUGCAUCAUCUCUUAUUUAGGUCUUUAAUGUCCCUGGUGUCCGCUGGCUUUGCGGUGUGUCUGUGUGAGGAUGAGUGAGAGUGUGUUGGUGAUUGGGGGGAGCAGUUUGGUCCAGAUCCUUUACAGAUAGCCCGGUUUUCCUGAUGGCAGUUCUGUAUCAACACAUUAAAUGUGUCUGCUUGAUAUAAAACAAUGUGCACAGAAGCUAAUAAAUAACAUACAUUAUGAAGAUCCA